UAUGCUACUAAUUUACUAUCUGUAUCAGUAAAUUAGUUUUUAUGCGAUUGUAGGAAAAACUGGUAUGGUAAUUUUUAAUGAAAAAAAUCUUGAUUUGUAUAAAGUUAUUUACAUCUUGUGCUGUAAAUCUUUAGUGUGUUAAAAUGGGUGAUGGACAAAGUGAAACUCAGCCACUUUUAAAAGACGAAGAGGAGAAUGUCAGCACAAUCUCGCCGAUUGGGCCCGAUGAGCUCCCUCCGCCGUAUCAACAGGCAGGCAUGCCAAUGGUUACCUGUCGUGUGUGCCAAGCUAUGAUAGAUAUCUCUGGCAAAAGAGAACAACAUGUUGUAAAAUGUUCUGAUUGCAAUGAAGCAACGCCCAUUCGAAACGCUCCACCCGGGAAGAAGUACGUUCGUUGUCCUUGUAACUGCUUGUUGAUAUGCAAGUCUUCAUCGCAGCGUAUUGCCUGUCCCAGGGCGGACUGCAAGAGGAUCAUUAACCUCGCGCCGUCCCCUGUGACGCCACCGGUACCAACCCUACCUGGAAUGUGCAGAGUAAUCUGUGCCCAUUGCCAAGACACUUUCCUAUAUCAACUUCUGAAAAACGCGCCAGUUAGGUGCCCGCACUGCCGGAAAGUUUCAUCGGUGGGCGCCCGCAUGGCCCGAAUGCGGGGCAUCUUAUUCGCGGUCCUCGGUCUCAUAUUCCUUGCCAUAGCGCUGGGUGUGACGCUCGGAACGCUCUCGGCGGCUCAGACGCACGGCGGCGGCGUUUACGUAGCGUACGUCGGAGCCUUCCUCGUAGCGUUCAUUCUCUGCAGCCGGGCCAUUUACUACUUCGCUAUGAAAGUCAGCACGAUCGAGGGGCCCAUGUAAGAUCAUUGACGGAUCGCCGUUCGGUUCUUGUGAUAGUAUGACUAGGAAAUAUCUCGAUUCCAUAUUGCAUUCUGUAUACACAUAUUUUAUAGGAUUCGUUAGAAAUGUGUAACCAUUAUAUUGAAUGUGAACUGUGUUAUUUUGUUUCAAAUUGAUUUUAUGACAAUUAUGUAGGUUUGUAUACUUUAAACUCUAUAGAUAGUUGCAUGUAAUUAUAUGAUUUUAUAACCUUGACUGUUACCGAAGUAAAUCGAUUGGUAAUCUUAACGUGACCGGUAUGCAUUCCGAAAUUGAAACUAUGUUAAAUGAUGUAUGUCACACGGCGGGAGUAGAAGUCUAUAGUGACUACUUGAUAUUAUAAAGAGUAUUUGUUUUUGUAAAAUUGUACAGUUUAAAACGAAUUAAUACAAAAACGUUACAAAAAUGGCAAAUUACUCUUGCUGUAAUCUCGGUUGACGAAUUUGACAAAACACACUUAACAACUAUUUUAUAUUAUGUUGUAGAUUUAUUUUAAAAGUAUUUACAAGAGAGUUAUGUAAGUUGAAGGGCGCGUAAAAUAAAUUUAUAAACUAGUUUUAAUGCUUGCACAUAACCUUACAUAGAUUUGAUGUUGUUUUAGCUUAAAUUAUCGAAAUGUUGAAAAUGUACGAUUUAACUAACGAUAUUGAUUGAUAACGCAUGUGAAGUAGUAUCAAAAUGAAAGUUAGUAGUUAACAGUGACGAUUUGGAUAUUAAAUAUUUUUCGUUCAUAAUAAAUGUACAGUCAAAUAUUAUAUUCCUAUGUAAGCCUUCUCUUAAGAAUUA
This is a messenger RNA of Melitaea cinxia (Glanville fritillary), 1655 nucleotides long. RefSeq names its product type 1 phosphatidylinositol 4,5-bisphosphate 4-phosphatase. The record is from RefSeq and is a predicted model, not a curated record. Gene Ontology annotation, biological process: phosphatidylinositol dephosphorylation. Gene Ontology annotation, molecular function: phosphatidylinositol-4,5-bisphosphate 4-phosphatase activity. Gene Ontology annotation, cellular component: lysosomal membrane; plasma membrane; phagocytic vesicle membrane. Bases 144 to 851 code for a protein of 235 amino acids. Lineage: Eukaryota; Metazoa; Arthropoda; Insecta; Lepidoptera; Nymphalidae. The transcript is spliced from 4 exons.